Molecule: messenger RNA, 2154 nt
Organism: Caenorhabditis auriculariae
Lineage: Eukaryota; Metazoa; Nematoda; Chromadorea; Rhabditida; Rhabditidae
Source: the annotation of a GenBank genome assembly
AUGCAAGUGGAGGUUUGGGAUACGAGAGACCUCACACAAAGACGCAAUUCUCUCGGCGUCGCUUCCAGAAGCGACAUCUGGAGAAAGACAGUGCGUCAAUCGAUGAGACCGCAAAGAAGCGACGAUGAAGAGUCCCUAGGCGAGGUGCGAUCGAUGGGGAGAGAUCGCGGCUGACGUGGAGAUUCCGUUGAUGAGCCGAAUGCGAAAAGAGUAUGUUGGAAUAGAGGCGUCAGGCGAAGGCAAGGCAAGCCGAGGAAAGAGUGUGGUGGUGAUGGAGUGCUAGAGAGAGGCCUUUGCUCCGCCUAGACUGUGAGUGCCUAUUUCGUUUGCUCUCUUCGCCGGCCGCCGCCUCUCUAGUCCCUCCGCGCAGAGAUCGAGAGGAGGUACCGUAUGCUUUUAAGGAAUCUCCUUUCUUUCUUACUGGCAAAGGGGAUCCAUGAGAGAACGGUAACCGUUUCCUUGAAUCUUUUGUUGUCUUGGAACACCUGAAAGGUGCCUGUUCAGUCUCUGCUUCUGUGUAUUGAAACCUACAAAGCACAUCUUUUUGGUAGAAAAAAAAAAUGGAUUCCGAAGAAACGGAUUCAUUCAUUCAUAAAGAUAAAUAUGCAAAUUUGAAUUUUUCAGUCACUCAUACAGCUUGAUAAUAUGAAACAGGAAGGUCCAUAGCUACAAUGUAAAGUAACUGAUCUGGUAACCUUACUCAGGAUAAUCUCGUCUUCUCUGAUUUUUAAGGGCUUUCCGAAGUUUGAGGAGUGUAAUAGUAGUUUAAAUUGAAAUGAAGCCGUUUUCGGUUCAAAAAUUGUUUUCUUCCUGCUCAACUUGAAACUUUUUCCUCAUUAAUCUUAUUUACCGGAACUAUUGUCUGAAAAUUUUUCCAUUAUGAAUCAAAAAUUUAAGUGAAAAACAUGUCACCCUUUAAUUACUAAAACAGUCUAAAUCGCGAAAAAUCGUAUCUCAAGUUGUUCAAAUGAAUUUUAUAAUGAAACGUUACACUAUCUUGAAAAUAUGAGGUUUUUUUCUUCACGGCUCAAUACUUAUUCAGUUUUUUUAGCAUACUUAUUUCAAUAAGUAAAAACAGUUUAAAUCACUAUGCAAAAAAAAAUUUUUCUCCAUUUUUAAAAUAGAAAAGAAAUAAGUAUAUAGUGAAGGUUCUAGAAAGAGGUUAGAAACACUGGUUUCGAUUGAUUUUUGGUGUUUAUUACUGUUGAUGACACGACUAAAAACGCAGAUUAAAAAAAACCCAUAUAAGUGAUAUAUUCUUCAUUCUCCGCUUUUCAAAACAAUCUAACUUGUCUACACUCUCUUCCCCUCUGCGACGCUCUCAUGUUUAAGCUUCUGUCAAUUUUUUGCGAUCUCAGGGAGGUAAUGAAAAAAAAAGGAAAAUAGAAAAGCCAUAUACUGUUUCAAAUUGUGGCUAGUAGGGAACAAUUGUUGAAUUAUCGAAUUGUAGGAAUUCAUACAAAGGUGAAUUUGAACGCGAAAAUCAGCAAAAUCAGUCAGAUACGGUGACUUUUUGUGAGUUCAGCUGAGAAAGCGUGGAAACAGCAGCUACGAAGGCGAAAAACGCGCUGAUAUAUCGAAACUAACCAUGUUCUAUGACUUAUUAUUUUGUGCGGGGCCUGUCUAAUUCUCUAUGCAUUCUGUCUCGGCUAUCUGCUUGUAUGUUUCCAUAUAGAUAGCGAGCGGCUCCUCGUCUACUUCGGACACCUCGUUCUCCAUCGAAACAGUGCACUUCUUAGCAACUCGUCUCCAGCCUUCACCCUCCACGAUCAAUACUGUGACGACGGCCGAUGUGUUGCGCUGCGCCUCCUCCAGUUACACACUCCCUCCUCAUUCCAACGUCUGUGCCUCAAGCAAGGAUGCAGUGCCUCGGCGUCCCGCCUCUCCGCGCUGUGUACAGUGUCUCGGCAAAAGCGACGCGGCCUUGUGUGCGUGCGCGUCGUCGUCAACAAGCAGUCCUCGUCAGGUCUCUUCGCCACCAUAGCCGACGUCGGCCUCCGUUUCCUACCACCCUCUUCAAUCUCUAUUAUCUUUUGGACCGCAUUUUCUUCUUCACUUGUAACCUCUUCCUCUCUUUUCAUCUGCUUUCCCGAACGAGAACACCCACCACUUCUCUUUCUCUACCUUGAAAAUGGAAUCGUUCUAUCGGCCUGA